CUUCUUCACUUCAUACACUCUUUUAGAACUCUUUGAGCCAUAUACCGGCUCGCCCGCUCAUUUUCAUCCCGUCGGCCAUCCUUUGAUCCCUCCUUUUUCCGAUUUCCGAUCGCUCAAACACUCGAUAAACAUCACUCACGAUUCAAUCUUUCAAAAUGCGUUGCUCAACCUCAGCCAUGAUUAUGGCCGCCUUGGGCGUUGGUGAAGUCGUGGCGGGUCCACUCCAUGCCCAUCUGCACCGUCGUGCGCACGACAAGAGGGAUGUCAAUUGGGACGCCCUUAACUGGGACGACAUGGGUAUCAACUGGUCGUCCGCCUAUGAAGCUGGUCAGCAUACAUCAACCGUUCCCUCGGCUGCCGGCUACCAAUUCACCAACGAGUUCAUCAACACUUCUCCACAACCGAUGACUGUCGUAAUCUGGAACAAGGCCUACAGUCAAAGUGGAAAUGUCGAUGACGCCGACCCCAACCUCGGCUCUUGCAUCGCUCCCGAAACACCCACUCUCACCUUCGCACUUGCUCCUGGAGAAAGCCAGGUUGUAGCCUUCAUGGAUGAGACUCUCAUUGGGUGGGCUCAAGCUACCAGUGCAAAGACAGCUUCAGGCGCCUUUGACACAACCUGGGGUGAGGCUUCUUUCAGGAGUACUGGCUCAGGCUACGACAUGUCAGCUAUCAUGAACUCGGCCGGCAACAACUACGACAUGGCCAUCAGCUCUAGCGAGACUCCAUGCAUUAGUGACCCGACCCAGAACUACUGGUUUGCUGCCAACAACAACCCCGAAGACCCUCAACCAGUUGGAUCGAGCGACGGUAGCUGCUACGUUCCAGGAAGCAGCGCCACACUGGUGACAAAGAUGGGAGGGGUCAUGGCUUGAACAUAUAGAUUUUGAGGAUUUUCUUGCAUAUACAAUUUUCUGGUAAAUACUGUAGUUUUGAAAUACUUUUUUCUCCCCACUGGCUGUGGAUUCCCUUCUGAAGAACAAGUGACUUCAAUCAUUCUUGGAGGAUUUUUGGGAGUACCUGGGGCGCGACGAAACAAGUU
Messenger RNA from Amorphotheca resinae ATCC 22711, 1042 nucleotides. RefSeq lists its product as hypothetical. The record is from RefSeq and is a predicted model, not a curated record. NCBI's taxonomy places the organism in Eukaryota, Fungi, Ascomycota, Leotiomycetes, Helotiales, Amorphothecaceae. Bases 156 to 875 code for a protein of 239 amino acids. The transcript has 3 exons. Gene Ontology annotation, cellular component: extracellular region. Gene Ontology annotation, molecular function: IgE binding.